CGAAUUUGUAAAUUGCAGGCAAAUAUUAACACAGCUUUUCAAUCAUUAAAUUUAUGGUUAUACGACAACAAUUUAAUAUAAUUAAUAGCUUCCAUCGUGUAUUCAUGUGAUUGGUCGUUCAUUUCAACAGGACGUGCAUUAAAAAUAACAGAAAUAUACGUGUAAAUGAAUCUAUAAUUCGAUAUCAACGGUGUGGCUAUUUCAUUUCGUUUUUUAAGCCAGAGUUGUCCGGUAAAAACGUUAGAAAUGAAUCCAUUUGUGACGAUAAGUCUUUUGGUUUUAGUUUUACCUAGCUAUCUGUUUUUGCUCGUGCUUGGAUCUCACUUAAAUAUCAAAGAUCUGCCUGGUUAUGAAAAAUGUUUGUCAUCAAGCGGCUUGGAAGAGAAGGACCUGGAAACUGCGAAUAACUCCAAAGAAAUGAAGUGUUUUGAUAAAUGUCUGUUAGUUGAACAAGGUGAUACAAUUUGUGAAAAAUGAACUCUCAUAAUUAUAGGCUAUAAAAGAAGAUGGUACAGUAAACAUGGAAAACUUAUUCGAUGAAAAAUAUGCAGGCCAUGAAUUUUCCCCAGAAGAAAGGGAGAUUCUAAAUAAAUUGAGGGAAUGCGUGAAAGAUCAUGUCUUUAAAGAGUGUGAAGAUAUAGAUGAAAUAGACAGGUGUUAUAAGAAGAUUUUGGCAGAAAGGAAGCAAUAAGCUGCUAUGUUAUUAGUUCAAAGGUCACAAGCACUAAAUAGUAUUAUACUUUAAUUAUUGUAGGAAGAGUAUUUCUGGAAUAUAUAGUAAAUAUACUAUUUUUU
Messenger RNA from Acanthoscelides obtectus, 795 nucleotides. The record is from the annotation of a GenBank genome assembly. NCBI's taxonomy places the organism in Eukaryota, Metazoa, Arthropoda, Insecta, Coleoptera, Chrysomelidae.